AACACUUGCGCCGGAGAGGACUCAGUUGGCGUUCGCAAAUUUGGCGUUUGAUAUAAAAGUGAUUGCUGGUAUCUCUAUUAAAAACAGUCGGCAUUAAGUACUUGAAUACACUACGUUUGGGCACCAACAAAAAGCGAAAUUUAAGCGAACAGCGUACAAAAGCAAUAAACCAAGCAGGAAAAGCCUUUAAAGGACUUCAUUAGAAACUUGCAUUUUAUAUUUGCAUAUCCGAAUUGCUGUGCAAAAUGUUGUCUCUUGGAUAUUCGACAUUCCUUCAUUUGCUGUUGGCGGCUGCACUGCUGAGUGGCGUCACACAGGCGCGACAGCUACGUAAUAACCGUUUUUCGGCACGUCUCGAGCAGCAGUCUGAUAGCACUGAUGGCGAGGUGGCUGUGGUGGAGGAGGUGUAUCCAACUCCGUAUCCUGCCGCCGGUUAUAGACCAGGGCGCGCAUUCAAUUUGCCCGGCGAAGACGAAGGCGUUGCGGAUGAUGAACAAACGGAAGGCUCCGGAGUAGCUGACACCACAACCGAACUGCCAGCGGACGUGUACACCACCACAGUGGAGACUGUUGAGGUUGAUACCACAACCCCAUACAACUGGGUUCCCGCUGAGCUGGUAAAUGAUGACGCCGCCAAACAAGGGCGCGCAGCUAAGGCACCCUACCCACCGUCUGGUUGGCGCCCAAGCCGCGCCUUCCUACUGCCCACUGAAAUAAAAGCUGCUGAAGAAGCGGAGGCAGCUGCACGAGAAGCAGAAGCCGCUGCUCAAGAAGCUGAGGCUGCUGCUCAAGAAGCUGAGGCUGCUGCAGCUGAAGGACCUGCUGUUCCAAAUGAUAAGGAUAUUGUAGAUGCGUUCGAAACCAGCACUGCAACACCACUUGCGCCCUUCACCACUGAGCAGCCCACAGCUGAAACAGCAACUGAAGUUGACGCCGUAGACGCUGUUGUUGUUGUAGAGGAGACUGCACCGACUGCUGUCCAACCGUCAGCAGACAAAGUGCCGCAAGCACCAUAUCCACCAUCAGGUUGGCGUCCAAGCCGCGCUUUCCUGUUGCCCACUGAGAUCGAAUCGGCCAAUCAAGACUCAACCAUUUCAGUGAAUGAACCUGAGGAGCCGGUGUCGCCGGCCGACAAGGCUGGUCAUCCUGCCUGUGGUGUAAGCGAUAAUCCAGUAGCACCAAAACCGGAGGAAGGCGCCAAGGAGAAUCCGGAUGCGGAACGUGUUUUUGUCACAGCCAAUUUGGGUCCGGCAGUCGUAAAGUCGCCGCUAACACUGCCCAUACUGCUGCGCUCUCAACGCCUAAUCACACCGCCCAUUUACGUGCCCGCCGGUCGCUCCUUCGCCUACUCCGCCAGCGUGCAGAGCUGGCGCUAAGGAGCGCAAAUACUUGUGUAGCAUGCAAAGAAAACGUGUUUGUGGAAAGCAUAUGAAAUUCUUAAUUUUAAGGCUGAUCGUUUUUUUAUAUAUAUAGAUAUUAUUUGUUUUUACAUCAUUUUAUAGAAAAUAAAAGAAAAAUACAAAAAUAAUUAAAAUACAAA
Messenger RNA from Zeugodacus cucurbitae (melon fly), 1540 nucleotides. Its product is annotated as microtubule-actin cross-linking factor 1, isoforms 6/7. The record is from RefSeq and is a predicted model, not a curated record. Lineage: Eukaryota; Metazoa; Arthropoda; Insecta; Diptera; Tephritidae. Bases 246 to 1376 code for a protein of 376 amino acids. The transcript has a single exon.